AUGAUAUUUGCAAAACCUAAGGGUCUUCCCCCAAAUAGAUCUCAAAACCACUGCAUUCCUCUCUUGCUUGAUGUGAACGCUGUGAGAGUGAAGCCAUACAAAUAUCCUCAUAGUCAGAAACAACAGAUUGAGAAUGUGGUGCAACAGAUGUUGGAGGAUGAGAUUAUUACCCACAACACCAGCCCUUUUUCUUCACCAAUUAUUUUGGUCAAAAAGAAAGAUGACACUUGGAGGUUUUGUACUGACUAUAGGGCAUUGAAUGUUGUAACAAUCAAAGACAUAUUUCCUAUACCAACUGUUGAAGAGCUAUUAGAUGAAUUAUUUGGUGCUAAAUUCUUUUCUAAGAUGGAUCUCAGAUCAGGCUAUCAACAAAUUUUGGUCCACCCUACUGACAAGUUCAAAACUGCUUUCAGAACCCAUCAAGGCCACUGGAAGGAUAACCAGGAAGCUGAUGCACUAUCCAGAUCCUUCUUUAUGGCAUGGUCCCAUAGAGAGACUAAUUUGAUGUCCAAAAUUCAUAAAGCCACACAACUUGACCCUAAUCUUCAAUCUGUUAUACAAGCUUGCGCAGUAGGGAAACUACCUAAUAUUAAUUAUUCAUACUAUGAUGGAUUCUUACAUUGGAAGCACAGAGUGAUGAUUCCUAGAGAUGCUGAGAUUAUACAACUAUUACUCAAGGAAUACCACAGUUCGACAUUAGGGGGUCAUGUUGGAAUAACUAGAACUAUGGCUCGGUUGUCUUCUCAAUUUUAUUGGUCUGGCAUGCUCAAAGAUUUACUCAGUAUGUCCAAGAAUUCCUUAUAUGCCAACAAGCUAAAUCUGCCACCACUCUACCAACAGGGUUAUUACAACCACUGUCAAUGCCGAAUCAGGCUUGGGAAGAUAUAA
This is a messenger RNA of Vigna angularis (adzuki bean), 888 nucleotides long. RefSeq lists its product as uncharacterized. The record is from RefSeq and is a predicted model, not a curated record. NCBI's taxonomy places the organism in Eukaryota, Viridiplantae, Streptophyta, Magnoliopsida, Fabales, Fabaceae. Bases 1 to 888 code for a protein of 295 amino acids. The transcript is spliced from 2 exons.